This is a messenger RNA of Hylaeus volcanicus, 1330 nucleotides long. It is a transcript of the gene Mob3, whose product is annotated as MOB kinase activator-like 3. Gene Ontology annotation, cellular component: nucleus; cytoplasm. The coding region runs from base 321 to 1025 and encodes 234 amino acids. Gene Ontology annotation, molecular function: protein kinase activator activity. The transcript is spliced from 5 exons. The record is from RefSeq and is a predicted model, not a curated record. Gene Ontology annotation, biological process: signal transduction; positive regulation of protein phosphorylation. Lineage: Eukaryota; Metazoa; Arthropoda; Insecta; Hymenoptera; Colletidae.
CGGCUCGACUGGCAUCACUGGUUGGAAGUUCCAAAUUUCUCCUGCUGAGAAAGAGGGCAAAUUGGUGGGCAGUUCUGUCCUUCUCAUAGCCUUUUUUAAAGUAAUUGAAUUAUUUGCAGAAAGUUAAUAUACUAAUUGAAAUUGAAUGCAAUUAAAGAACUCAUAAGCAAUUGUAAAAUGGGAAGAUCUAGUAGUUAUACAUGGGUGAUACAAAAUUUCGAUUCGUAGUACUCACAUGGACAUAGCACGAAAUAAAUUUGCACUACCGGUUAGCUCGGUAUUUGUUUAAUAAUUACUGUUUCUGUAUAAUUGUAACCGCAAUGACUGCGUUGAGUGGUUUCAUGGAAUUCUUUCAGAAAGGAAAGACAUUUAGACCAAAGAAGAAGUUUACUCACGGAACAUUACGAUAUUCCUUGUAUAAACAAGCACAGGCUUCCCUUAAUUCUGGAAUUAAUUUAAGGUCUGCCGUGAAACUGCCUCCUGGAGAGGAUCUUAAUGACUGGAUUGCUGUUCAUGUUGUAGACUUUUUUAAUAGAAUAAACCUAAUAUAUGGCACUGUUUCUGAAUAUUGUGAUUCCGCAUCCUGUCCAACUAUGAGUGGUGGAGCUCGUUUUGAAUAUUUAUGGGCAGAUGGUGAAAAAUAUAAAAAGCCAACAGCAUUACCAGCACCACAAUAUGUUAGUCUUCUGAUGGAUUGGAUUGAAGCACAAAUAAAUAAUGAAACCAUAUUUCCAGUGUCAACAGAUGUACCAUUUCCAAAAACAUUUGUACCGCUGUGUAGAAAAAUCUUAACGCGCUUAUUUAGAGUUUUUGUUCAUGUCUAUAUACAUCAUUUUGACCGUAUUGUAGCAAUAGGAGCAGAAGCACACGUGAAUACAUGUUACAAACAUUUUUACUAUUUUGUAACAGAAUUUGAAUUAAUAAGCACAAAAGAAUUAGAACCAUUGGCUGAAAUGACUGCUAAAGUUUGUAAAGAUACUGCAUCACCAACAUUGACCACAGCACCGCAAAGUAAUGCUAGGUAGUCAUGAAACUUAUUAAUUGCAUAAUUAUGGUAAUCAAACUAUAAAAGUGAGUUUCUUUUAAUAUAAGUACAAGUACAAAAAAGUAAUGACAAAAUUGUUUAUUAUUAGGAUGCUAAAAAAUAUUAAUAUUUCUAUGAUUUUUAUAACUAUUUUUAUUAGCAUUUAGUACCUCGAGGAAGAAUCUUAUCGAAAGCUUUAUUAUGUAUAGCGCUCAAAUUUAUGAUCUUAUUACUAUAAUAAUAACGCAAUUCCACCAUUGCGUUAAAAGUAAUCCUUCUAUGUGGAAUACAAAAUUAUUAAUUUAA